Molecule: messenger RNA, 1603 nt
Organism: Syzygium oleosum
Lineage: Eukaryota; Viridiplantae; Streptophyta; Magnoliopsida; Myrtales; Myrtaceae
Product: formin-like protein 14
Exons: 1
Coding region: 485-1297 (270 amino acids)
Source: RefSeq, a predicted model, not a curated record
CAGAAAGCUGCGUUCAUUCACAGGAAAAGCAGAUCAAGAAAACCCUGUGGGAAUCUGAGAAAGGGUUCAUUCAUAUCGGUCGAUCGUGAAUCGACAUAUGUAGCUGAUGAUCAUCCUCCUACACCUCUGUGUUCUUCCUCUCUUUACUCAAAUCUUUUGAUACCGACCAGGCGGUCCGUAUCUUUUGUUAUUUUGUGGUUUUCGUCUCGUUUUUUCUCGUUCCGCCCCUCACGUGAGUUUCUGUAAAGCUCUCUACCUGCAAACUUUCCCGAGAAAAUCAUCCUUGAGGAUUUUCCCUAAGAGCUCUCAAGCUGAACAAACGUCAAACUGCCUUUUUGGUGAAUCAGUUUGAAACUCUUUGAUCACGUCGUUUCUUGUUUUUUCCCCAGAUCUCGAUCAAAGAAACUCUCUCUCUCUCUCUCUCUCUCUCUCUCUCUCUCUCUCUCUCUCUCUCUCUGUUCUGUGAGUUUGUGAAGGAACCACCAUGGAAGCAGUUGCUGCAUCGUACGCACGAGAUCAUCAGCCGAUCUCCCCAUGCAAGCAGGUCAAGGAGGUGCCAAAGAGAAACCACCACCACAGCCACCAUAGCUUCACGGUGAAACCAUCUCCCAUGAGUACCGUCCAUAACGGAGGAGGAGGAGGAGGUCAUGUGCUGCUCUUCACUUGUCCACCUCCGCCUUCGCGUUCUCUCUCCUUCUCUUACCCUCCUCCAUCAUCGCCACCGAUUUCCAACCCUCUCAGCUUCAACAACGUCCCUCCUCAUCACCACCAAGGGCAACCACCUUUGCUUCCUUUGCCAAAACCCUACUCUUCCCUCUCUCUCCCACCCCCUAAUUCUAACAUGAAGACCAACAAGCCCAAGUCGUCGUCCUCGCUCACUCCCAAGAAAUCUUCUCCGAAGCACCCGAAAAGGCAAGACCACAACAACAAAAAGAAGGACCCCAAGAACCCAGUGAAAUCACCCUCCACCCCACGUUCGGAUAACUCGUCAGCUGACGACGGUGUCGCGAUUAUCGGGUCGACAUGCUCGAUGGGUCCCGACCCCGAUAAGCUCCCAAGGGACGUCUUUGUGUCCAAAGGUUCGUUAAGGGGCGAUGUGGAUUUUCGCUCGCUCUUUUUGGGAGAUUUGGAGAAGUUCUCUGGCUCUGUGAUGUACGCGAUAUCGCCUCCUCCGAGCAGCUUGCCGUUGCCCAAAUUCUCUCUUCUGAGGCCGAAGCAGCUCAGCUGCAACGCCGAGGCCGCCGGAGUCGACGCCGGCGCGACCGACGAUCUCCGGCGGAUCCUCCGUCUUCCCUGAACACGUUUCUACAUCUUUCUUCCGAAGCUCAAGAAGGGACAAACUCGAGCUAAAAGGGGUCCACGCGAUCGCCCGACCUGAACCGCUUUUAGUCUGGUUUUGUUCUGGUGCUAUGGUGAUGUUUGGUGUCUCUGUGUCUGUGUGUGUACGUAGAUUUCUAUUGGGUUUUCUGUUUUCUGUUUAUUGUCUUCUCUUUCUUUUCGUUUCCUGCUUCUGAAGAUCGGUUUGUGACCACCACCUGCGUUUUAGAAAUGGGGUGCACAAAGAAAGUGAUCAACAUAUAUGAAAUAGCUCCUGUCGUUGUAA